Molecule: messenger RNA, 5654 nt
Organism: Vespula vulgaris
Lineage: Eukaryota; Metazoa; Arthropoda; Insecta; Hymenoptera; Vespidae
Product: retinal-specific phospholipid-transporting ATPase ABCA4-like
Exons: 25
Coding region: 614-5590 (1658 amino acids)
Biological process (GO): transmembrane transport; lipid transport
Cellular component (GO): membrane; intracellular membrane-bounded organelle
Molecular function (GO): ATP hydrolysis activity; ATP binding; lipid carrier activity
Source: RefSeq, a predicted model, not a curated record
UAUCAAACAAAGCUUAUCUUAACAUAAUGUAACGAGCGGUAACGAAUGAUGCGUUAUUUUGACAACGGUUUGUUAUUUAUGGUUUUUAUUGUGUGUAUGUUACGUGUCUAGAUGACAAUAUUUCGAUUAAUGAUGUCCGAUAUGAAAAAUAAUCACUUCUGAACUUUUUUAUAUAUCAUUGUUUUUUAUUAUAAAAGCUGCAUUUUUAUCGUGCUUUAAUAAGUGUUCAUCGUGUGUGUUUUUGAUUCUAUUUAGUCCUGCAUACGCAUCCAUGGUAAUAUUUUCCAGUAUUAAUCAAUAUCAGUUUGUGUGAAUAUUUGGAUAUUUUAUAAAUAAGAUCUAACAUAAAAUGAAAGAAGACAAAAACUACAAAUUGUCAUUGUCAUAUUAUCUUGAUUUAUUGUCGGUAUAAAGGCAUAUUGUUGAUUCACAUUACAUGCUUGAAAAAAAGUUAGUAUGGAUUUAUAGGUCAAUACAUAUAAAUUAUUCUGUUUACCUUCAUAAACUUUAUAUUGCAGAUAGUCUAUAACUUUAUCUAUCUAUACCUAUAGUAACUAAUUCGUACAAGAACCAAAAAUUAUCUUUAUAGUGUGUUUAUAUUACUGCUAAAAAAAUGAAAGAAUGGUGCAGAGUAUUUGGUUUAUUAUUACGUAAAAAUUUCUUAGUACGAAUAAGGCAUUGGAAAUUAACCUUAUUCCUUCAAAUUCUGUUACCUGUAUUACUUUUUGCGUUAACUCAAGCUGUAAGAGAUUUUAAUUCAACACCACCAAAAGUUGUUACAACAGAUACUUAUUAUCCCUUACAAAAUAAAAGUAACUUAUUAAAUUUGAUUAGGAGAAGUUUAACUACAAUAUAUUUUGUGCCAAAUGAUAAAUCUACAUUAGAACUUAUGGAUUCAACAGAAAACUGUUUACAUUUUAGAGAGUUUAUUGGAUUUGCAACCGAAGAAGAAAUGCUUGAAACUUAUAUGAUUAAACGAAUUCAAGAUCCAUUACAAGAAUUUCUAGCAAUUGUUAUUGAACAAAAAGGAGAACAUUUUAAGUAUAAAAUAAGACAUUCUACUGAAAUCUCUUCUGAAUUAUAUACAGACAUGACUUAUUUUAUAUCAGAGCACAAAUACCUUGAAUCCGUUCCAUUUGUGCAGCUACAAAUGUGUCUUGAUGAUUCUUUUAUAAAACAUGUUAUAAAUGAUACGAUUAGGCCAGAGAUUUCCAUACAAAGAAUGCCAUAUCCACCAUAUAUUAAAACAAAUUUGGCAGAUACAUCGUUGCGAGAAUUAAUUUCUGUAUUUGCUGUAGCAAUAUUUCUGAUACCACUGUGCAUAGAAACUAAUUAUGCAGCCAAAGAAAAGUUUAUUGGCGUUAAUACUUUAAUGACAAUGAAUGGAGUGAAAUUAUAUCAAAAUUUAUUAAGCUGGCUUACCACUGGCUGUAUAUUCAGUAUUUUGUAUGUGAUACCAUUAAUAAUAUUAUUUAAAAACACAUUCUCUACCCGUGUAGAUCCAUAUCUGUAUUAUAGUAAUGCAUUCUUAUUUUGGAUAUUAAUGACUGUACAUAUUGUUCAUCUUAUAUCAUUUGGUAUGCAUAUUGCUGCGUACUUUUCGAAAUCUGUCUUUGUGAUUAUUUUUUUGUCAAUUAUAUAUACUGCUUCAUCUUCUCUUUACGGAAAUUUGACGCGAGAAAAUUUGUUCUGCAUUAUACCAUAUGUUGGUAUAAUUUUACCAAACCUGUUGUUAUCCAGACUAUUCGAGGAAGUAAAUACAUAUGAAACACAAUUAAUUGGAAUUCGAUGGAGUAACAUCUUUAUACCAAGCGAAUCUUCUCGAUACAAUAUUGUAGGAAGUACAGGAUUUAUAUUUAUAUUUUCAAUUUUGGGAAUUAUAAUUCACUUUAUUAUGGCAAUUUAUAUUAAUAACGUACGACCAGGGAAAUAUGGCAUAAAGAAACAUCCGUUAUAUUUUCUACAGUGUAUGAGAAAAAACAAAGUGUCUUUAGACGAAGAACCAGAAGAUUAUGAGUAUAAUCAAUUAGCAAGUGAAGAUUUUGAAGCAGUUUCUAAAGGUGCAUUUAUCCCUGGUAUUCAAAUUCGAGGUCUCAAAAAAAGUUAUAGAACCGGUUUAUUACAAAAAUCUAUGGUACAUGCAUUGAAAGGAAUAUCUUUGGAUUUUUACAAAGGACAAAUAACUGCAUUAUUAGGACACAAUGGUGCUGGAAAAACUACUCUUAUGUCUAUAAUAACAGGUAUGAUAAGCGAGACAGAAGGAAAAGUUUUUAUAAAUGGGCAAAAUUUGAAAAAUAAUUUAGAUGAGAUUAGAUACGAUUUAGGUCUCUGUCCACAAGAAAAUAUGGUUUUUCCAGAUUUAAAUGUAUAUGAGCAGAUUGAGUUCUUUGGUUUGUUAAAAAAUAAAGCCAAAACACGACAACAAACCAAACGUGACGUUGAGAAUUUGCUUGUAAAAUUACAAAUAACAGAGAAACGAAAUUAUCUUCCCAGCAAAUUAUCUGGUGGUCAGAAAAGACGCGUUUGUCUUGGAAUGGCUCUCAUUAGUGAUUCCAGUAUUUUAAUUUUGGAUGAACCAACAUCAGGUAUGGAUCCUGAGACCAGAAGAGAUACAUGGGAUAUAAUAUUAAAAAUGAGAGGUCAAAAGACAAUAAUAAUUAGUACGCAUAACAUGGAAGAAGCAGAUAUACUUGGUGAUAGAAUUGCGAUAAUACAUGGUGGUCUUUUAAGGAGUUAUGGCACAGCAAUGUUUUUGAAAAAACAAUAUGGCCAUGGACAUAUAGAAGUUGUGUUAUCCACUAAACCAUGGUGUGAUCCAGAGAAAGUAGUAGACAAAUUUGAUACAAGGUCACAAGUUACCCUAGAAAAGGAAAAAAUAGUUCUAAGUGUACCAUAUACAGAGAAUUUACCACAUUCGUUAGAUGAAAUUGAAAAUCAGAAAAGAAGAUUAGGCGUAACUGGAAUUAAUGUAUCUUUGAUUACAUUAGAACAAGUAUUUUUAAAGAUUAUGAAAGGAGAGGAUAACGGUAUACAUUCCACAGAUCUUUGUACAGCUACACAGAAACUGCAAGGAUGGCAACUAACUAUACAUGCAAUGUUGGGAUUGUUUAAUAAAAAAGUAACAUAUACUAAAAAAAAUGCACGCAUCUUAUUAAUGAUCCUAUUUCUACCUUUGAUUUCAAUUUUAUUUAUGGCUCUAAGCUACAAAACCCCUGCUGAAUCAUUAGACAUAAUACCUCUAACGCUUAACAUGUACAGAAAUCCCAAGGUAUUUUAUUCUUCUGAUAUUCCCAAAUAUGGUAAAAUAUAUAAUGAAGAAAUAGAGAGCUUCAAUGGGAUUGCAACUAAUGUUGCAGGCAGAAGUGUUACAGAAGAGUUAUUAGCAUUUGGUAAAAAGAAUUUAGCAGAAUAUCAUAAUUAUGUGAUUGUUUCUGCUGAAUUUAAUAACACGCAAGGAAUUUUUGCAAAUGGUUUUUAUUCUGGGACAAUGAUGCACAGUUUACCUCUAACUAUGAAUAUUUUGUCAAAUACCAUUAUUCGAAGUCUAACUGACAAAAAAUAUUCCAUUGAAGUAUCCAGGCAACAAUUACCUAAUAUAUUUUCUUAUUCUGACCAAGUGGUUCCUGAAAUGGAAGCACUUUCACGAGUGUUAAUAUUUUGCUCCUUCUUCUUUCCUACUCUUGCACUUUUUGUUAUUCAUCCAUUACAAGAAACUUCUACUAAAGUUAAACAGUUACAACGAAUGACUGGAAUUUCAUCUGUAUCAUAUUGGCUCACUAUAUUUUCUAUUGAUUUUCUAAUUUGCGUACUGUCUACAUGUAUCAUUACAUUGGGCUUUUAUGUAAUGGAUAUUAUAUUAGACAUACGCUUAUAUCAUGUAACAGAAAUACUAAUAACGAUGUUAAUAUUAUUACUCUUUGGUAUAAACUGUCUAUUGAUAACAUAUAUAUUUAGUUUUAUAAACAAAUCGAGAAGUACUGUAAUAACAAUUUUAAGUAUUACACCCAUUGGAAUUGUUUUCAUACAGUAUUUAUUACAUGUAGUAAUACAAAGUUUCCAAAAUUUAAAAGUAUUGCAUUCGUUUCAAAAACAAUUAUUCCGUUUUAUUCCUUAUGUAAGUUUCUUCCACGGACAAUUAUCCUUCUUUACUGUGGCUGUAACGAAUGCAAAAUGCCGCCGUUUCCCAAGUAAAAUUUUAAACGCUUUAUGUGAUAUGGGAUAUAUGGAUCCGUGUUGCUCAAUGGAUUGUGUAAAUGGAGUUUGUAGUAAGCCUAUGUCAUAUUUUGAGAAUUUUAAAAAGGACAUUAAUUUAGAGGAAAAUAUUCUAUAUUUAUCUUUAACACCUGUGAUAUAUUUUGCUAUUCUUAUUAUGCUGGAGGAGAAGAUUUUUACAAGAUUGUUUACCAAAAUACGUAGCUCCUCAUUACAACCAAGUGAUAAGAUGGACGAAGAAGUGAAGAAGGAAAAACAUGCUGUAGCAUUAGAGAUUAGCAAAAUUACUAGUCAGAAUAAAAGGAAUAGCAUAGAUCAUAAUAAUAUUAAUGGAAAUUCAACUAAUGAUACGCAAACUUCUAAAGUAGAAAACAGUUUAUUCUUAGUUUAUGAAUUAAGUAAGUAUUAUGGAAAACUAAUGGCCGUAAAGGAAGUCAAUUUUCGAGUGAAGGAACGCGAAUGUUUUGGAUUGCUUGGAGUAAAUGGAGCUGGAAAGAGUACUACGUUUAGAAUGUUGACUGGAGAAGAAACACCUAAUAGUGGCACCAUGUACUUAAAAUCGGCGGAAAUCUAUUCCAAUCGCAGAGCUUACUUAGCAGAAAUGGGAUAUUGUCCACAAACGGAUGCAUUGAUCAAUUCCCUAAAUGCGUUUGAUCAUUUAAGAUUAUUCGCAAAACUUCGAGGUAUACCACCAGAAAAAGUAGAUUUGGAAGUUAAUAAAUGGAUAAAUAGAUUGAAUUUAAAAGCAUGUAUGUCGCAGCCAAGUGAAACAUAUAGUGGUGGUAAUAAAAGACGUUUGAACAUAGCGAUAGCUUUAAUUGGCAAUCCUGCACUUGUUUUGUUAGACGAACCAACAACAGGAGUCGAUCCAGCAGCUAGAAGAUCAUUGUGGUCUGUAUUACAAUCUUGUCAAGCUGGAGGACAAGCUUUCAUACUUACUUCUCAUAGUAUGGAAGAAUGUGAAGCUUUGUGCAAUCGAUUGGUUAUAAUGGUACAAGGAAAAUUGGUUUGUAUUGGAGCAAGUCAAGAACUUAAACAAAGAUUUGGUGCUGGUUACGACAUUCAUAUUAAAUUAGAUCCAAGCCGAUCAGAGGAAGAUGUUGCGAUUAUAAAGAAUACUAUUGAAUCUUCUCUAACUUGUGAAAUUAGGGACGAAAAUUUGGGACUGAUUGCCUACCAUGUGACAGAUCCUAGAACGACUUGGACAAAAAUGUAUAGUACUGUAAACAAUUUAAAGAAUAGAUUCAAAUGCAUACAAGAUUAUUCUGUACUAUCGGCGACACUCGAACAAUUAUUUAUUCAAUUUGCAAGAGGCAUAAGUAUGCCUAAUUAUGAUAAUUCACCAAGACAUAGCGCUAGUCAACCAAAUAACGAAUAAUUGUGGCUUAAUUAUUAUACGUUUAUAUAGGUAUUAUAAAUAAAUUAUAUAUCAUAAAUGUUUA